AACAACAACAACAACAACAACAACAACAACAACAACAACAACAACAACAACAACAACAACAACAACAACAACAACAACAACAAAUCACAUGCCGCACUCCAUGCAAACACUAGAUGCAACGGUUGUAGAUAAAGCUUGCAUUCCAAUGGGAGGUCAAAAAAAAAUUCCUAUCUGGGAAGAGGUCCCAUAGAGAAGAGACCGACAAAAGAACCCCUGUGAUUUUUACUCACUGCGUUCAUUCAAAACACGGGGCAUUGGGCAUUGCGCUCAUUCCUUCGCGGCCUGUCGGAACUAAAGUAGGUGGACUUAGUGGAGUCGCAGCCAGGUUGUGUUAGCAAACCUUGCAUCAACGUAUAGGGAACCACAAUGUCGUACUCGCGCUGCUUCCUAGCAUGGGUAAAGUCAGCAGUGCCGGCACCGCUGCCAGCCUGCGGCACAGUUACAACAGUCUGAAGGUCGUUUUUCUGGCUGGCGUCUGCGGCGGUGUGCCAGGUUCUCCCGAGGCCGGGCCCGAGAUCUUUCUAGGCGACAUUGUCAUCAGCCAACAGGUCGUGCAGUUCGAAUUCGGCAGACAAUAUCCAGGCCAUUUCAUGGCGAAGGAUGGCACGGCUGACUCCCUUCGCCGACCUAAUCGCGAAAUCUCGACGAUUCUCGCCAGAAUCAAGACCGAGCACGGUCUCAGCCGCCUUGAGCGUAACUCAGCAUCCAUACUACGGGUUCUCCAAGCUCGUGCUCAAGAAGUAGAGUCAAAGAUCGACUAUCGAGAGCCCAGCACGGACACGGACCGCCUAUUCGCUGCGGAUUACAAUGCAGCUCCGAUCGAACCUUGAGGCCCGGACAAACCCCAUCGGCCCGCCCC
Messenger RNA from Microdochium trichocladiopsis, 859 nucleotides. RefSeq lists its product as uncharacterized. Gene Ontology annotation, molecular function: catalytic activity. The transcript has a single exon. Gene Ontology annotation, biological process: nucleoside metabolic process. Bases 393 to 830 code for a protein of 145 amino acids. The record is from RefSeq and is a predicted model, not a curated record. Lineage: Eukaryota; Fungi; Ascomycota; Sordariomycetes; Xylariales; Microdochiaceae.